This is a messenger RNA of Populus euphratica (Euphrates poplar), 1448 nucleotides long. Its product is annotated as P-loop containing nucleoside triphosphate hydrolases superfamily protein. Gene Ontology annotation, biological process: nucleobase-containing compound metabolic process. NCBI's taxonomy places the organism in Eukaryota, Viridiplantae, Streptophyta, Magnoliopsida, Malpighiales, Salicaceae. The coding region runs from base 393 to 1205 and encodes 270 amino acids. Gene Ontology annotation, molecular function: nucleobase-containing compound kinase activity; ATP binding. The transcript has 4 exons. The record is from RefSeq and is a predicted model, not a curated record.
AACAAACACUCAAAACCACAACGCCAGGUGUCGUAAUUCUAAGCGGCUCCACGUCUUGUGGAAACCUCGAGUCGCUCCGACCCCACCGUUAACCAAAACAAACACAGCUCCAACUUUCCCUCUUUAAGCUCCUCAAAAGUUACGAUCCCAGCUCUGACUUCAAAGUUCAAAAACCUCUCAGCCAAUCAAAAUCAAACCCUACUAACACAUCUUCUACGUGUCGCACUCUUAUUAGCUAUAGUGGUAUUACGUAAUUUCUACAAGGACCAAGGGCAUUUCCAUAUCAAACCUGUCUCCUCCUCUCUUCCUCUUAAACCCCACUUUUUUUCUCCUUAGAAACCCUCCUUUUCUUUUUGCUCAUAUUUGCAAAAGAAUCUCUCUCAAUAGCCGCCAUGGCCUGGCUUAACCGAUUAGCCAUCACCGCAGCGCCAUCAUUCCGUCGUGUUAGCCGAUUCCCCGGCAGUCGAGGUUAUGGAUCAGCAGCAGCAGUCCAAUGCGACUAUGAUUAUUAUGAUGACUAUUAUUCAGAAGCCGUAGAAGACUACGGACAGCUUAAUCUGCUGAAGCCGAAUUUGGAGUCGGUGGCUGGGUCGGCUUCAGGGAAAGGAGUGCAGUGGGUCUUAAUAGGAGACCCAGGAGCUAAAAAGCAUGUUUACGCGGAGAAACUCUCGAAGCUUCUAGAAGUUCCUCACAUUUCCAUGGGUACCCUUCUUCGUCAAGAGCUUAACCUUAACUCUUCUGUUUAUAAACAGAUUGCAAAUGCGGUGAAUGAGGGAAAAUUAGUGCCUGAAGAUGUGAUUUUUGGGUUGUUAUCAAAAAGGCUUGAAGAGGGUUAUUAUAGAGGUGAAAAUGGGUUUAUUUUGGAAGGAAUUCCCCGAACGAGAAUUCAGGCUGAGAUUCUUGACCAAAUUGCGGAUAUUGAUCUAGUUGUUAAUUUUAAAUGCGGUGAAGGGAAUGUGGUGAAAAAGAAUCUUAUAAGUGCAGAAAAUUCUAGUACUGUUGCUGAUGCGGGAAGUGUGUCAAAUGAAAAGUCUCGAAUAUACGCGCAGGAGCGAAAAGCAUUGGAAGGAUACUACAGGAAACAGCAGAAGCUUCUUGACUUUCAAGUGGCAGGUGGAUCUGGAGAAACAUGGCAAGGCUUGUUGGCUGCAUUACACCUCAAACACCUGAGUGCUGUUAGUUCUUCACCAAAAUUGGCUGCAUGAUUUUUCUUCUAUGCAAACUGUGGACUGCUUCGGUUUCAUUCCCAAGCAGGCAUGGUAUAGUAAAUAUUUAUAAUGGGAGCACCAUACGAGUUGGUGUGGCGAUUGUCCAAUUGGAUUUUUGGAUCUUUCUUUUCGAAGUUUAGCUUAUCUAAGCAGUUGCAAUUUUGAGAAUGUAUGGUUGUAAGGUAAUUUUGGCGAGAGAUAUAAAACAAAGAACACCGGCAAGUGUACUUUUGCGUCUUG